Molecule: messenger RNA, 285 nt
Organism: Acanthamoeba castellanii str. Neff
Lineage: Eukaryota; Discosea; Longamoebia; Acanthamoebidae
Exons: 1
Coding region: 1-285 (94 amino acids)
Source: RefSeq, a predicted model, not a curated record
AUGAGCAACACCAGCAACGAACCGUCGAUGCUCUCGGGCCACGUUCAGUACGUGAAGGGUGCCGCCGAGGAGGUGAUCGGCAACAUGACGGGCUCCGAGGACUGGAAGCGGUCGGGUCUGGCCGACAAGGAGGCGGCCCGCGCCGAGAUGCGAGCGGCCAACGAGGGUCCCAAGGACCCCGGCCUUGUGCCGGGCCAGAUCGAGAGCACCUUGGGCCGGGCCGUCGGCUGCGAGGGCAUGAUCGAGAACGGCGAGGAGAAGCAGCGACUGCGAUCCGACAAAUAA